This is a messenger RNA of Thamnophis sirtalis, 4603 nucleotides long. Lineage: Eukaryota; Metazoa; Chordata; Lepidosauria; Squamata; Natricidae. The record is from RefSeq and is a predicted model, not a curated record.
UUUACUUGAAAGCCCAAACCGUCUAGAUGAAGAACAUAGACUGAUCGCCCGGUAUGCUGCAAGACUGGCAGCAGAGACUACUUCAUCACAGCCACAACAGCAACCACAACAAAGAGGCACUCCAGAUAUUUCAUUCUCUAUUGAUGCAAAUAAGCAACAACGACAGCUUAUUGCAGAACUUGAAAAUAAGAACAGGGAAAUCUUACAAGAGAUUCACAGGCUGCGGCUUGAACAUGAGCAGGCAUCUCAGACUACCCCAGAAAAGGCAGCACAAAACCCUACACUCCUGGCAGAGCUUCGCCUCCUGAGACAGAGGAAAGACGAGUUGGAACAGAGAAUGUCAGCUCUUCAGGAAAGCCGAAGAGAACUCAUGGUUCAGUUAGAAGGCCUCAUGAAACUACUCAAGACCCAAGGAGCAGGCUCUCCUCGCUCGUCUCCCAGCCACACGAUCAGUCGGCCAAUUCCAAUGCCUAUCAGAUCUGCAUCUGCCAGCUCAACCCCAGCCCACACACCACAAGAUUCUCUGACAGGGGUGGGAGGAGAUGUGCAAGAAGCUUUUGCGCAAGGUACAAGAAGAAAUUUAAGAAAUGACUUGUUGGUAGCUGCUGAUUCUAUCACCAAUACCAUGUCUUCUCUCGUGAAAGAGUUAAACUCAGAAGUUGGAAGUGAGACAGAAAGUAAUGUGGAUUCAGAGUUUGGUCGGACUCAUUUUGAUGAUCUUGUUCCAUCACCAACUUCUGAAAAGGCUUUUCUGGCACAAAUCCAUGCCAGGAAGCCAGGAUAUCUUCACAAUGUAGCUGCUACUGGAACCAUUCGCAGUGACCUGGUUACAGAGGAUGGAGAGUCUUACGUUAGAGCUGAUGAUGAGAACUAUGAAAAUGAUUCUGUCUGUCAACUAGAAAAUGAACUCAAGAUGGAGGAGUAUUUGAAGCAGAAAAUGCAAGAUGAAGCUUAUCAGGAAAGCUGCAGUCAAAUGGAUAAUGAAAGUGAUGUAAGAACUGAGGAGGAGAAAGAGAAGGAGGAAGAGGAAAAAGAGGAAGAAGAAGAAGACAACACUCCGAUCAAUGACAAAGAUAGCCUAGCUGCCAGCUUCAAUGAAGAAGUGAAAAAUCAAGUGCAGCCUCUCUAACCAACUAGGUCUCCAGACUGUAGCACAAUUAUUUUGUUUGCCAAGUUCUAGUUUGUAGGUGUUUUAUUUUUGAAGAUUAAAAAACCAUGAUUUUUAUUUAAAGUUAAAUUAUAUCAGCUACAUCAUGUGUAACAUGGCUUAUUAUUGAUGAAGAACACUGGCUGUACUAACAAAAUAUAAACCCUUUGCACUUUCAAACCUGUUCAGUUUACAAUGACAGUACUGUUUAUAUUAGGAGUUUGAUUUCUGAAUAAUUUGAGGUUUUAGAACACUUUCCUACACACUGUACAUUAUUCUUCCAUAGAGGAAAUUUUAAAAGUAUAAUGAUGCAUUUAUCAUUGAAUAAAUAUACUCCUGUGUGUACAUAUUUAUAGCCCAAAAAUGAACUAUAGUUGCAAUACUAAAGCCAACCACACUUGCAGAAUUCUCACAGAUAUUACUAGGAAUUGCACACAUGUUGAUACUACAAUAUUGCAUCUUUGGAUAGCAAUUUGUUUUUAAUAUUUCUGCAAAAUAAAUAAAUGAAAAUUUAAAAACAAACUUGUACAAAAUGCACUAAGAAGUAUCUCUAUGACUUAGGGCUACUACAUAACGAAUGUUUUCUUUCAAAAUAUAAUCUAACAAAUCAGCCAUAGAACUUAGUGUAAAUAUUUUCUUUCCAAAUAGAAAUGAUAUACAAAAGACAACAUUCAAAUUAUAUAGAAUCUAGUUUUUAAAAUCAGUACAGAUCUUCUUAAAACUGUGAACUAUGUUUUGAAAUACUCAUUACUAAAGCUGUUUAUAAACCACAGGUGCCAUAAAAUCCCUAAACUAAUUGUAUAAUCUUCAUUUUAUUAUUUUGUUGCAGUUUUAGAACUUUCUUUCACAUUAUCUCCAUCUUUCAUAUCUUGUUGGUUGAGGCCUUCAGCUUUAAAUGUACAGGCUUUAAAAGAUUGCUUGCAAUUACUUUCGUUUCUUAUUGAAUGUGCAUUGCCUUAGUCAACCAUUAGUUGUUUUGUGUGCAUUCUUGGAAAUGGGCCAGGGGUAUCUGCAGGGUAUUGUAAAAAAAAGAAAAUCAAGAUUGCUGCCAUGCACAUCUUGCAAUGUAUAUAAAUAGGCAGAGCUUUUAUCACAUUAUCAUGGCUGCACUUGCUUUUUUUUUAAUCUUACCCUCUGGACACUCCUGGAAUGAGUAGAGAGACUUUCUUCAGGGGCUGAAUGGGGUAAUCUGCUAAAUAUGAAAAGCACAUGGAGGGGAGGUGUGUCCUUUCUAAAAAGAAAAAAGAAUAUAUUAUGUAAUUACAGCAGUAUCUCUUUUGAGUUAAUCUUAAUAUGCUAUUUAAAAAAAUAAUAGAGAGGAGGCUGCUCCCGAGGAUUAUAUUUGGAAAAGAUACUUCACAAUCUUAUUUUCCCUAUAUAGUAAAUUAGUUACAAGCAAAUUUUAGCCCUAAGGAAAACAGCAAAUUAUUUAGAAAUUGUUAAGCGUAAUGGUAACAUUAAGCACGAAUUUAGAAAAGCUGAAAUAUAUAAAUCCAAAGUUAUUGUUAAAAAAAUAAUAGCUCCUUAAACUUGCUUACAUAUUGCAUUGUCCAAAUGAAAAGAUGAAUCUUUCUGUUGAUUCUACAAGGGACAUGCUUCAGAUCAAAGAUGUAUAAAUUAAAUAACUCUAGGUACUUUCUAACUCAUGCACAAAAUAAUUCCUGACAUCUUCCUUCUUGUGUCUUUCUCAACAUUGUCUCUAUGUACUCAAAUCACAGAAUUUAGAGAACUGAAGAAAAUAUUUUUAAAAAAUGUUUACAUAGAGACACCCCAGAAACCUCGCAAUAAUUACUCUUUACUCCUGUAGUGUCUACCAUCUUCACAUGGUGGAUACAUAACUUUUGACAAUUUACCUCUCCUAUGCCCUUCUCUCAGGAACUGGUUACUCUCUACUAGUGCCUAGCACACAUCAGUUAGUACUAGACAGUAUAUUGGCAAUUCUUGCUGACAACUCAGGACUCCAGCCAAGUAUUUCCUAAAGAGAAGCAAAAUUGUAUUAAAAAGAUCGAAAUCCAGCUAGAUACCUGCAGUUAGAAUAGGGAUUGUGUUUCUCUGAUAUAGUCCUUAAUUUACACACCCAGAUUGCAUGUAAAGCUCAUGCACGAGUCUAAACUUUGGGAAAUCUGUGCAACACUUAUUGUCUUCACAACAUAUGCACCAUUCUCUCAGUCUGGUUUCAGCACAGAUUCUCCAAAGCAGAGCUCUAGGUGGCCUCUUAUACUUUGGAAGUCCAAGUUAAAGCACUUUUUCAUUUGCCACCAAAACCAAACGUUGCUACAUCAACCAGUGUUAAGUUGACAGUGGCUCAGUAUGGACAAUACUUUCCCCUGAUUUCUAUCUAGCAUCUGGAAACCAAAAGUGUCAUCUUCUAACACAAAACUCAACCUCCUAGGCCAUAAUGUUGUUAGUAUAAAGUUAUGCUUGCAUAAAACUCCACUAGCAAAGUCCUUAAUCAGAUUACCUGUUUCUGUAUUUUGUCUGGGAUGUCAUAUAAAAACCUAAUGGAAUAGGAUAUAAUGUGGAUGUCCUUAUUCAGAUGAACAUUAACUUGCAUGCCUAAGGAAUCCAGGCCCAAAGCUAAUGUUACAGACAUACGUUUCCAUGCACAAUGAAACAAGCAUGUAGAGGAAGUUGAGUGAGAGUUUUGUCCCAAAUGUGCCAAUGUUUUAGCCCAUACAGUCUUUGUUUGCUAAACAUGUUUGGACGGCGAACCUCAAAGUUGCUGGAAUGGUUGAAAUAGCCAUUUAUCAUUUUUCAUGGCUGUUUACUAUAGCCCAAAACUCCUUGUGGAUUGUUAAUGGAAAGAUCAUUAAGAGGCAGGAAUUAGAAUGUGAAGAUAGCAGGAUUCUUGAAUGUUGAAAGAAAAGAGAGGAUAGAAUCUCUGUAAGUAGUAAUGUUAACUUUAAAACUGCAUUAAAAGGUGUGUGGCCUUUGUGGUGAUAAUAUGUAUUUUCUUAUAUGCAUGAGACAAAAUGUUGCAUCAUUAUUUAGCACAGAUGUCUGCCUUUUACUUUAGCCACUUUCCUCCAUUUUUAUGAGUUCCUUGGAAUUGCUGUAGAUAUAUCUUGUAAAUACCACAACUGCGGGUUGCAGCAGUUAGGUUGGUUCAAUUCAGUGCCAGAGCUUGAAUGACAGGACAGGAAUUUAUCUGUGAACCCAAAAAAGUAUGAAGAAUUACAUCUUGAAACUACUAAUUGUCUGAUGUUUUUAACUACUGUUAUUUCACACCAGUCUGAACGGACACACACUGCAAAUUUUACAUUAUCCAUUGGUAUUGUAAACAGAAUUAUUAUUGUAUGGGGUUUUUUUGUAUUGCUGUUAAGUAUUGUUUUGUGUGUGUGUGUGUGUGUGUUAAGCCUAUUGGGGACAUAUUUUGAAGUGAUUAAACUAUUUAAUUGUGUGUCUAUAUUUUGGAAUGGAAUUAUUUCUUCAUUAAAAAAGAAUUUUUAAAAGUAA